Molecule: messenger RNA, 1050 nt
Organism: Exophiala aquamarina CBS 119918
Lineage: Eukaryota; Fungi; Ascomycota; Eurotiomycetes; Chaetothyriales; Herpotrichiellaceae
Exons: 1
Coding region: 1-1050 (349 amino acids)
Biological process (GO): regulation of DNA-templated transcription; DNA repair
Molecular function (GO): DNA-binding transcription factor activity; zinc ion binding; methyltransferase activity
Source: RefSeq, a predicted model, not a curated record
AUGGGGACGACUCUGCUCCCAGCCUCGAUAGAGUCGCUCGCCACGGCGUCAUAUUCAUUAUUCGACGAGGUCGGGGGCUAUACGGACCAUGUCUUGACAGCUCGCGCCGCCACACAACCGCUUUCCGCGAGCACACCCCAAUCAAAACCUCAACCACGCCAACCCACGGCCCCGAAUCGCUACUCCACUCCGGCAGCGCGAUGGGCAGCAUUGACUACGCGCGACCCGGCCGCCAGUAAAGCUUUCAUCUAUGCCGUGCGGACAACGAAGAUCUACUGCCGCCCAGACUGCCGAGCAAGACUGGCCCGCAGAGCUAAUGUCGCGUUCUACGACAGCGCUCAGCUGGCGAGACAGGACGGGUACAGACCUUGUAAGCGGUGCAAACCCGAUCCAAUCGUACCAAACAUCAGAGCAGCCCCGACGCCGUCGACUGCGGACGUGAAUGGAAGCGACCCGUCCAUAGUAGCCCAGAUAUCAGAAGUGAUCCGAGAGGAAGCCACGGAUCCAGAGGACGUUCGGACGAAGAUCCAGCAUGCGGUGCGAAUUGUCAGAGAAUCUGCACUACAGGGCCCCAAAUUGAGCCUCUCUCAGCUCUCCAAGGAGGUUGGCCUGAGCAAGUGGCACUUACACCGUGUCUUCAAACGACUGCAGGGCGUGACGCCCCGCGAGAUGGCGGAAAACCUGCGAAGGCGCUCACAUAGUGGCAGUGGUGUAAAUUCUGCACCAGUAGAUGAGAAUCUGCCAGUGCUGGAGGACGACAGUGGAUGGAUGGAUUUUCAGCUUGAUGGACAUGAAGGUGACGCGGGAGAUGUGCCUUUAUCCCUCUCUUAUGCUCCCGGGCCUCCUCCUUUGACUCCAAUGUUGUCAACUCCGUCUACGGAUCAAGCGUUGACGCCCAUGCCCUGGGGCGAUGACAUGGCUUAUGACCCGGUGCUUUUCACACUUGACGGAAUCAAGGAUCAGCAUGUCGAUAUGGACGGGCUUCUCAGUGACUUGUUUCCUGAGUUAUAUGGACCGUGUGACUUGGAUAUUGGAGGUUGGGUUGGGUAA